AUGGACCGGCUCUUGAGCCUCCUUCCAAGGACGGCUCCUCUACAGAUACAGGUCCCUGACAUCGCGACCACCGAGAUCGAGCCUCCCCGACCGGAAGAUAUCGCUAUACAAAAGGCUCUUGAUGAGGUCCUUGAGUAUCAUAGAGUUCACCGGCCUAAGAUUACAACGAAAAACUAUGAGCCAAAGCAGAAGGAGUGGAAGGCCUGGUGCAAAAAGAUGGGCUUCAAGGAAGGCGGCAGAUAUCUUCCAGGAGACUAUGUUGACGAAGGGAAGCUCCUCCUCUUUAUUAAAGAGGAAGUUGCCAGCCACCCUCCACGCCGCGGACAGAGGCUCAAGGCAGAGAGGAAGCGCAAGAGAACAGAAGCAGUAGAAGUACUGUCAGAAGGGCCUCCCUCUAAGCGGAAGAGAGAGAAGAUCAGUGUUCCCUCUAUGGCGUUUGAAGAGCUACCUAUUGAGAGAGAUGAUGACGAGGUUUGCUCUGAACUUGUCCUGAUGUACAAUACUGUACGAAGCUAUUGCUCUGCUAUUAAUGAGCUCUGGGCACAUCAGACCUCAUUAGGCCUCCAUAAUGCAGCGCGACCACAGAGGGUGGCUAUGACUGCUCUGAAGACAUCGAUUGCCCGAGGCCAGCACCAAAGCCGACGUGAUGAGUUUACGGACCGUGGGCUAGCUACUAUACGAGAUGGAUAUGUUGCUUCUCAGAUUCCUGAUCUUACAAGAAAGGUCUGGGCCCAGUGUCUAGGACAGAAUCAGAUUGAGCAACAGUUCCGUACACAGCUAUGCUUUCUUUUUGGCAACUCUAUGCUGCUAAGAUUAAGCAAUCGGCUGCCUAUGGAGCUGCCAGAUCUAUUCUCAAUGCCCCUGCCUAGUGAAGGGCCAAAAGGCAAAGGCUGGUGUCUUGUUACUGUGAUGGACCAGGGUAAAACAAACCAACAUGGCCGGCUUGAGUAUGGGGCAGCUCUGCGGCAUCGAGAUCAUCAGUCCUGUCUUAUAGGUGCUCUAGCAACCUAUUUCUUCUGGAGAUGGCACUGUUCUGGAGAGUCGUUCCCUUAUUUCCGGACCAGUCAAGACUGGUAUAGUAUUAAGGUCUCUGGGGCCAGACUUGCUGAGUUGAAUGGAGUCUCUGAAGAUCAGAUUCGCCGGGGCGGUCGCUGGAAUGCAGACCAGAUGACUGGUUGUUACUUGACUACUCUGCCUCGAUCCUUCAUGCGUGGUAUUGCAGAUUUUGACCCUGACUGGUCAUCAAGCUAUUACUUGUUUCGGGAGACUGUCUGCCCUCCACCAGCAUUAUUAAAGCGUGUGUGGCCAGACCUGGAUAGGUGGCAAGCAGCACAUUUAGAAAGGACAGAUGCAACUGAGAGAGUAGAGCCAAAUAUUGCUGCUGGUGGAUUUCUAGAACUAUUACAGAGGCUUAGAACUGUAUUCUUACAGGACUCUGUACUCUGGCGGACGGAGUUUCCUAGCCACCCGAUAUUCCGAGACCCUCUCUUUCAGAUGGCAGAAUAUAAGGCCUUUGAGUUAGAUAUUCAUAUGGCUGUUACAAUAGCCAUGGAAGAAGAUCCUCAUUCUAUCGCUAUUCAAAAGGCCAUCCCUGCUGUAAACGACCGGCUUCGUACAAUGACUGCAGCUAUUCAGACUGGCCAGGUUACUCAUUCACGAGCCCUUCGCUCAUUAGAGGACUUAAUGGUAAGCCGAAUAGAUCAACUAACAGCCACUAUCAAUGACUCUAUUGGUGGUACCUUCACCUGUCAAUUCGUGCCUAGAGGCCAGAUUGUUCCGCCCCCUGUCACAGGAGCAGCCUUUGGCCCUACAGCGCCUAUUCAACUUCCUGUGACGACGCUUGAGAAAGCUUCACAGGCACCGCAAUAUCAACUGUGGAAAGAGUGGACUGUCGGGCUCAAUGGCCAGCUUUCAAUUGAGAGGCUCGAUGAGCUCUAUGGCUCUGGCUGGCGCUCAGGGCCUGAGAGCUCUGCUGAACGCCAGUUCUAUUCUCGAAGGAAGACUCUCAUUAAUGAGAUUAGAAGACUGGCUACUGUUGAAGAUGCCUCUUUAGGGGAUCCCUGUCAAACAGUUGUAGCAAAGUUAGAGGAAGAGCGGAUACGGGCUGGUGCUUCACUAAGCAAGUUAAUAGAUGCUUUAAAAAGCAUUCUUGACUUGAUUGGUUGUCAGCGGAAGGAGACUCUACUAUCUUGUCAUACUCUCAUAACUUCUUCAUUUGUAGUGGCAAAUCAUAGUGGAGAGGAGCAAUUUGCAACUCUUCUUCCAGUCCUAGAAGACUAUGGGAUCAUACAGAAGCUUGGGGCUAUUGUCUGUGAUAAUCAUACUGCCAACAACAAGCUUUGUCGUAUAAUUUCCAAGCAUCUCAUGGAAGCAAAAGAGAUUAAAUGGGAUCCAACAUAUAGACGCAUCUUCUGUAUUGGUCAUGUCAUCAACUUGGCUGUGCAAGCUUUCCUCUUUCAAGAUGUGGUUGAGGCAGAGGAACUCAGCUCAUACGAUGAAGCAGAAGCAAAGGGAGAGGACGGAGAUGAUGCAGAUAAUAUACAGAUGCGAGCCAAAUUUCGAGCUUUAGGGCCACUUGGAAAGCUUCACAAUAUUCGCACAAAGGAGUUCAAAGAUUUUGCUGGGAGAUUGAUUCCACUUGACAAUCGUACCAGGUGGAAUAGCUGGUAUCAUAUGCUUCAUGUGGCUCUUCAGUAUGAGGGUGCUGUUGAUGUCUAUACAAAGAAGCAUUUUGAUACUCUUGAGGUAGACUAUCUAUCUCCUAUCGACUGGGAAAAACUUCGGACAACAAGCAAAUUCCUAGGUCUCUUUGAACAUGCAACUCUAAAAACUCAAGGAGAUCAAGCAACAAUUGACAAUGUGCUUUUUAUAAUGGAUGCUAUUAUUAAGCACUUUGAAAAUGCUAGAGUCGAGCAUGCAUCGGAUAAGGAAUUCUGUGCUCGGAUUCAAAAUGGCUGGGAUACCUUUGAUAAGUACUACAGCAAAUCAGAUGACUCGCCUCUUUAUGCUGCGGCACUUAUUCUUCAUCCAGCUCGUCGUACAAAGUAUAUUCAAGCAAAUUGGAGAAAGACUUGGCAAAAGCCCGCAAUCCAAAAGGUCAAAAAGCUGUGGGAAGAGUAUCGAGAGAAAGCACCUUUUCAUAUAGUUAUGCCAUUAUAUGAAAAGAAUACAACCCAAGAUCUUGAUGAACUAGAUCAAAUUCUUCAAGACUUAGGUAAUUUUGCUCGACCAGCUAGUCAGGAUGAAUUUGAAGAUUACAAUUCUGAAUCGCCAUAUCAGAUUCGCACAAGCGCUCUAACAUGGUGGUGUCAGGAUCAACAACAGAAGAGGUGGCCAAGGCUUUCAUAUAUGGCAAUUGAUAUUCUAUCAAUCCCAGCAAUGAGCGAUGAACCUGAGCCAGUCUUUUCAGGAGCGCGUCGUACAAUUACCUGGGAAAGAGCGCAGUUAUCAGCCGAAAAUAUUGAGAGAAUAGAAUGCCUAAAACACUGGCAAAAGAGUGGCAUUUCCAAGGAAAAACUUGAGGAAUAG
Talaromyces stipitatus ATCC 10500 is the source of this 3528-nucleotide messenger RNA. RefSeq lists its product as uncharacterized. Gene Ontology annotation, molecular function: protein dimerization activity; DNA binding. The transcript has 9 exons. The record is from RefSeq and is a predicted model, not a curated record. NCBI's taxonomy places the organism in Eukaryota, Fungi, Ascomycota, Eurotiomycetes, Eurotiales, Trichocomaceae. Bases 1 to 3528 code for a protein of 1175 amino acids.